UUGAAGCCAUUCAACCAUGUCUCUAAAAUGACAAGCGCCAGUACUGGGGCUAUCUCAGGUCCACUUUUGAGAUCCUAGCUCAUGAGAAGUUUAAGGAGAUUAGGAAGAAGGCAGCGGCGGCGGAGGCCCAGAAUUGGGAGGUGCUUAUGGUGAGUGAUAAGACUUUCUAUGUCUUUUGCCUUCCGUGUUGCAAGAUUGUGGUUUCCACCGGAGCUCUUGAUCAUCUCAGGACGGAUGCCGAGAUCGCCACUUUGCUUGGGCGCGAGGAUGCCCAUGUCAUCAUUGCUCGCCAUGGUGCGGAGAUAGCUACAAAGGAAUUGUGGUUGGAUAUUCAUGCACCAUGUCGUUGCUAUGGUAGGGAAUUAUUAAAUCCGUCUAAACUUCUACAGCUACCGAAAUUCUUCAAAAGAAUGGAAAGAGAGACAAAUGAGAUAGGCCUCUUGUUGAUGGCGUAUGCUGGAUAUGACAAAAGUGUCGCACCAAGAGUUUAUGAAAAACUUGCAGGGAUCAAUAGGUUUACUUUAUGGGACUAUUGA
This is a messenger RNA of Dioscorea cayenensis subsp. rotundata (Guinea yam), 536 nucleotides long. RefSeq lists its product as uncharacterized. The record is from RefSeq and is a predicted model, not a curated record. Gene Ontology annotation, molecular function: metalloendopeptidase activity. Gene Ontology annotation, cellular component: membrane. The coding region runs from base 147 to 536 and encodes 129 amino acids. NCBI's taxonomy places the organism in Eukaryota, Viridiplantae, Streptophyta, Magnoliopsida, Dioscoreales, Dioscoreaceae. The transcript is spliced from 3 exons.